AAAUAUGGCGUGAUGGUGGUGAAUUUGUCGAAACAUAAGGAUUUUCAAGUUCGAAGUUUUCAAGAUUUCCUUGUAAGUUUCAAGGUUUAAAUACUUGAUGUCAAAAUGGCUGGUAAUAAAAUAAACACUAAGAAAAAAGAAGAGAAAAAUAAGGCAAAUAGAUUAAGUGGACAAUCAAUUGAGGAAAAUGAAGAAACAGAUUUUUCAUUACUUAGAAAACCAAUACAGACAAAUAUAACUGGAUUUUCUCAGGCUAGGAAAAUUUUUGACCAAGCAACUGAAGAGCUGAAAAGUUUGCUAACUAAUGAAUGUGAUCUAUUAUAUGAAUGUAAGGUGUGUCGGAAUAUAUUUAGAAGUUUGGCAAAUUUUAUAUCACACAAACGUGUGUAUUGCAAAGAGAAAUUUAAUUCAUCUAUUCAUGGCCAUUUCUUUAAGGAAACAUGUUCUAUACAGGAGGUAUUAAAAAUAAGGAAAUUAGAGGAGAGUUAUCAGGAGUCUUUGAAGGAUUUAAAUGAUUCAAACAAUUUAAAGGAUGAAGACUGUGACAAACGGAUUCCCAUAACCAAGGACAUAACAGAAGUAGUAGAAAGAAUAGUUAAACACAAGGGAGUUCAAGAAGAAAAACUUCAGGAACAACAAUUGGUUUUCCAGAAAAUUCCAAAGAGUUCAGUUGCCGUUUAUCAAAACAUUGCUGGUAUUGAUGAUGAAACCAGUAGUGAUAGUAUGCAGCUCCAAGUAAAAGAAUUAGAUAAUAUAUUAUCACAAGAAAAUGCAAUUCUACAAAGUGAUGGAACAUUUAAAGUACAAAGUAAAAAUAAUCUGUCUUCAACUGUGGACAGUAUAAUACAAAUAAGUGAUGACGAAGAGAAUGAGGAUAUGGAUGAGCUUAAAUGUAGAAUCUGUGAUCUUCAAUUUUCAACUCAAAAAACAUUAAAGUUCCACAUGAAGUACAAACACCUGGAGAGUCGUCUGGUCUACCCUUGUCCGGAUUGCUUGGAUAUAUUUUCAACUUCAUGGAGUGUUUAUCGACAUCUAUUUAAAGUUCAUAGAAAAACAGCUGCUCAAAUUCGUCGGUUGCGAGAGUCAAUACAAGCAAAAGCAUUCCGAAUGAAUAAUCCACCCGCUUUUUAUGAAAAGCGAAAGACAACUCCGAAGAAUGUUGUUCCACAGAAAAUAACUGAGGAGGAGAGACUCGACCAGGAAAAUCAGGCGUGGCUAGAGCAGUUAGACGGCGAAGGUGACGGACGACGCUGUGGCGGUUGCGGACGAACCUUCGAACGUCGCGCCGCGCUCGCUGCGCAUGCGCACACAUGCGCGCGCAGGCAUCGCCGACGUAUACAGAUACAAAUCAGGAAAGAUUACGACAAGACGCAACACAACCCCUACUUGACACAACCUCGUGUCGCUUCGGUCGCAGAUACUGCAACGGUUCUUGAAGACAUUGAAAUAGAAAAUAAAACUGAAGAUAAAGUGAAAAAUGUUGAAAAAGAUAAAAAUGAGGAAAAUGAAAAAUAUGAAGAAACUUAUAAAAAUGAACAAAAAGAUAAAAAUGAACAAAAAGAUAAAAAUGAGAAAAAUGAAAAAUAUGAAGAAACUGAUAAAAAUGAACAAAAAGAUAGAAAUGAGAAAAGAGAUACAUUUGAAGAAAAAAAUAAAACAGAUAAAUCUGAAGAACAAUUAACCGAAGCAGUCAUGACAAUCAUAGAGGAGAAAAAGGAGCAAAAUAAAGAAAAUAAUGCAAUGGAAAUUGAUAAUACCAUUGUACAAAAUAAGCCAUACUUUUACGACAGUACACUAAUGAAUAAAUUGCCAUUUGCUCAACAAGCCGAAAAAAGUAACUUCAACGCGUUUAAACAAAAAAUGCAACCAGAUACAGAAAUAGACAAACUGCUCUGUAAAAAAUGUGAUAAUAAAUUUAAAGAAUUUAUUGAACUCUUUGAUCACAUGAGUGCACAUUAUAAAUGGGUGCGAUAUGCCUGUAAAUUAUGUAACUUUAAACAUUUUAAUUUUGAUAACCUUCUAGAACAUGUAAAAGUCGUCCAUAAACUUAAAGGUAAUACUGAUUUUUACUAUAGCACAGUUAAGGCAAUUGAUGGAGCUGAAGCUUUAGAGUUUGCGGAAUCUAACGAUGAAGUAAUUGUUGCAAAUGAAAUUUGUCCGGAUUCAAGGCGGCCUAGCAGGUGUUCCAGUGAUUCUAGUCGGUUAUCUGAUGAUAGCUCCAGCAGCAGUACGCGGGUGACCGAGGUCGGGUCCCGGAAAAGAAAAGCGACUCGUUAUAAGAAUAACUUGAAGAAGAAGAAAGAAUCUUUUAUUUCAGAUGAUGUUGAUGACCAAAAAGUAGAUGAAAGUCUAAAAGAGGUUAUUCUCAUAGAGAACGAUUCACUAUCAAAUUCUAAAGUAUUUGAAGAGAAUUCUUCAGAUUUUGAUGAACUUGAAGAGAAAAUAACAAAACGACAUCAAAUUGAAUUAGCAACUGUAACAUCUCGUAGACCUGUUCGUAAGAAAACUAAACCUAAAAACGAAGAUUUUGAAUACGAUUUGUCUAACUUGUUAAAACUGGAAGCGCAAGGGUAUCGCGAUUAUCAGCCGGUAGCUGCUAAGCCAACACAAAGUAAAAAGAAAAUACAGCAAGACAUUCAAAAUAACUAUGACCUAAUUAAUAAAGAUUGUUGUGGGGCAUUAACAACUCUAUCCCGUAAGUCAGUGGAAAAUGCACAAAGUCAUAUGAAAACUCUUGAUCUAUUUAAUACUCCAAAAGAAACACGAUCAUCGACUGUUUUUGCUCGGCCUUCGAUACCGAAAAUUACCAAAGUUGAUAAAAUAUCCCCAAAGAAAGAUGAAAAAGAAUUAAAAGAUACACCUAACGUAAAUAAAGUUUUAGAAUCAUCCAACUUGCCUAGUUUUACUAAAGACGUUCCUGGUAAUGAAAUGAAUGAAACUUCUAGUGCAAUUUUUGUAAAUAAAAAGUCUAAAACUGCCGAGUCAGAGUUAAGUAAAGAAUUACAAGACACGCCUACUAAAGUGCACAGUAAUGAUAAAGUUUUAGUUGAUUCUAACAAAGAACAAGUCAAAGAUAAAGUACCCGUAGAAACGAUAAAAGUUACCGGAGUUCCAGUAAUAGACGCAGCAAAACCAAGCAUAAACGUACCUAUGGUGCCUAUAAAAUUUCGUCGACAAAGCUUAGAAGUCAUUAAAAAUCCUUUAAUAAAGAAAAAUAUAACGGAUUUUACAAAAGCUGGUAUGAAAACUAAAAUUUUAGUUAUAAAACCAAUAAAUAGGAACAUAGAUGGUACUCAAGCUUUAAAUUCACCGCUGAAAUUUCAAACUAUUAAGAUAAAAGAUCCUAAUAAAAGCAUAGCUUUAAAAGAAGAUAAAAAGGACCAAGUGGUAGUGGUCAAAGUACCUAAAGUGGAUUGUAAUAUAACUAAAACAAUAUCUAGUAACGUUAUCGUCAAUAACGUAAAUCCGUCUACCGUUGAUGAAAUUAAAAGUCCUGUUAACGAAGAAAUUGUUUUAGACCCAACUUCCAGUGAAAAUGACGAAGGUGUGUUAGAUGCUAAUGUAAAUAAACAAAUAGACUGUGAGCCCACUUCUCACGUAUCUGUUAUUAAAACCACUGAAAUGAUCAUUAGUAAUGAUAGAACAGAAAAUGUCUAACGUCAAAUGCUUACGCGAAGUAUUAUUUCUUUUUCUUGAGAAUAUAAUGUUAUGUUUGUACAGUUCUUAAUAUUGUAAGUUUAGGUAGAAAAAAUAAAAUUUAAGCUGCCAUGCCUCAUA
Nymphalis io (European peacock) is the source of this 3777-nucleotide messenger RNA. RefSeq lists its product as uncharacterized. The record is from RefSeq and is a predicted model, not a curated record. NCBI's taxonomy places the organism in Eukaryota, Metazoa, Arthropoda, Insecta, Lepidoptera, Nymphalidae. The transcript is spliced from 10 exons. The coding region runs from base 106 to 3657 and encodes 1183 amino acids.